Mycosarcoma maydis (corn smut) is the source of this 2292-nucleotide messenger RNA. RefSeq names its product putative G-protein signaling regulator. Gene Ontology annotation, biological process: intracellular signal transduction. NCBI's taxonomy places the organism in Eukaryota, Fungi, Basidiomycota, Ustilaginomycetes, Ustilaginales. The record is from RefSeq and is a predicted model, not a curated record. The transcript has a single exon. The coding region runs from base 1 to 2292 and encodes 763 amino acids.
AUGCCUCUCUCCGACAGCUCCGGAAGCCUGCCUGGCGAUUUGGCAACCAGGACCAAACAGCACACCACCAGCCGCAUGAUGAAGACCACAAGACGUGGCCGUCCCUUUGCCAAGGACACUCACGACUUGUUCGCAACCCUCAUAGUCUCGCUCGAGCUCAGCACGCAUCGGCAGUACUUCAAGACCUACCACAACUCCUUCACCACCGACGAGGCGGCCGAGAACCUCUCCCAUCUCAAGUUUUCACAGUCCAAUCGUGUCCCUGAUCCUAACGAGCCCAGUCGUGUAGUCACCACCACCACCACCACCACCUUUAGCAUGAACCGCGACAUGGCCAAAGGCAUCUGCCAACACUUCAUGGACGCGCGCCUUAUCGAAAAUGCGGGUGACGCUUCCAACCCAGUCUUCAAGGACAAGGGCGUCUACAUGCUCACACCCAAGGGUCUACACAUUCUCGAGCGCUUCAUCACCAAGAAUGGCAUCAACGGCGACCAUUUACUCAAAGUCUUUUCGUCGCAACCCAUCUGCAUGAAAUUGCUUCACCUCGAGAGGCGUGCCUCGGACGACGAGCUGCUCGUCAAUACUGCCGUGCUCCACGUCAUUUUCCGACGUUUUGUUGGACGCUCGCCAAACUACGAGACUGCUCCAGGCGCCGGCGCCAAAGCAGACUAUCCUGACGCCGGCGUCGAUCGCACCUUGGGUAUCGAGGUGGCCGAUAUUCAGGAAAAAGUCAAAGGUCGUGGAUAUCGAACCGUACAACAUACGUUCAACUCCAUGAGUGCUCUCGAUUGGCUCUGCGACUUCACAACCGUAUGCGGCAAAGACGAGGCAGCCGAGAUCAUGGCACAUUUUCAGCGUCUCGACCUUAUCCAUGUGGUUCUCGACAAGUCUAAGCGCGAGAUGGAACCGUACGACGAUCGAGAUAUCAUCAUUCGUGUCGAUGACAGACGUGGCGGCGUCACCGAUGGCCAUUAUCGCUGCCACUCCAAGACUUUGUAUGGUGUUACCGAAAAAGGGCGUCAGGUAGCUCGAUGGGAAAGCACUGAUUCUCCUUCUGUCGUCGCCAGUCCCUCGAGGGAUGACAUGCCCAAACUAGGCGACGAUGCAGCUGCGAUGCAUUCCAGCAAACAGAGCCAACCUCAAACAUCUCGCGACACAGACAGUCCAGGCUCGCAAGAUUCUAGACUUGCCCGCAAGCCUUCCAUCAAGCUCCACUCGGAGAGCAGCUCGACUCCGGUCACCGCCGGAGCUGCAGGCAUCGGCCAGGGAUUGCAUGACUCUUCCUCCUACAGCAGCAAGGACAGCAAUACCAACCGACUCAAGAAUAUUCUCGAGGAGCCAGCGCUGCGUUCCCUCUUCCGCGAGUUCUUGCGCCAAAACUUCUGCGAAGAGAAUCUUAGCUUUUGGCUCGAUGUACAAGACUUUAAGCGUCGUUUCCACACCACCUCGAGUGCCGUGGCUGUACAGACGCCGUCCAAAGAGCAGAAGAGCGGUGUUGGCCGCCGACUCGGACGCAGUGUCACUGGCGUUCUGGCAGCGGGCGGGAACAAGGACAAGAGUGAAGACGAGUCUCAGGGCUUGACUGCGAUGGAAAGACACCAGCAGGAUCUGGUCAGCAUGGCCUUUGUCAUUUACGACACCUACCUGGCUCCCUCUUCACCUUGCGAGCUGAACAUCGACCACAACCUUCGCACGGAACUGAUUCUCUAUAUGAACAAGAUCUUGGCCGAAGCGCGGCUGUCGACCAGCUCUUCACAAACCGCAUCCCCGAGCGUGUCAACGACGCAGCUCAACGCUAACGUGCCCGGAAGCGAAGCACAUGCUGGGCAUGCAGGCGAGGCGGCCUCGAUUGAGGAGAGGAAAGCUGCCGUCGUCUCGAAACGGCUUCGAAUUCCUCUGCAUGCCAGUCAGCUGCAGGUCAUGGUCAGACUGUACGAGCGCAUCCAGGACUACAUCUUCAGACUCAUGGCCACCGACUCGGUGCCGCGUUUCAUCAAGGACGCACGUUUCAUUCAGCUCGUCAGAUCUGUGGAGGAGUACACCGAAGCUCUCGAGGCAGGACGCAUUGAUCCGCAGCAAAAUGCGGGUCCAGCUGUAGGUCGAGCCGUCUUUGAAGCCAUGCAGCUCAAGUCCGCCGAUAUGAUUUCGCAGAAGAGCAACGAUGGGCGCCCUUCGGUCGAUUCGCGCUCCUCUUUGAGCCCUCAGAAGCCAUCAUCAAAGGCUGUGGCGGCUAUACCAACACACGGCCGCGUUGCUAGUGGAGUGGCGGCGCCUUCUCCUAGCAAUCCUUGA